Messenger RNA from Thyridium curvatum, 1362 nucleotides. RefSeq lists its product as uncharacterized. The transcript has a single exon. Gene Ontology annotation, molecular function: flavin adenine dinucleotide binding. Lineage: Eukaryota; Fungi; Ascomycota; Sordariomycetes; Thyridiales; Thyridiaceae. The record is from RefSeq and is a predicted model, not a curated record. Gene Ontology annotation, biological process: fatty acid beta-oxidation using acyl-CoA dehydrogenase; butyrate catabolic process. Bases 1 to 1362 code for a protein of 453 amino acids.
AUGAACUUCGAGCUUCCUAGUGACGUUCAGGAUUUUUUAUCUCGCAUUGAUACGUUUAUCAACGAGACUAUACUGCCUCUUCAGCAAGCAGAUGACAACAAUCGGUUCUUUGACUACCGUCGGGAGGCUUCACGCACACAGUGGGAUAACGAAGGGCUGCCCACCAAGGAGUGGGAGGUCUUGCUUGGCAAGGCCAAAACAUUGGCAGACGCCGCAGGUUUCUACCGUUUUGCCGUCCCAAAGGAGUAUGGUGGUUCCGGGAGCAGCUCACUGAACCUGCAUAUGUGUGCAGUUCGGUACCACUUAACUUCCCACCCGGUUUACGGAGGAGGUGUGAGUCUGGCGAACGAUUUACAAAGCGAACAUAGCAUUGUCGGCAACAUCCCAUUCAUCAUCUUGAUCUAUCACUACGGUACUCAGGAGCAAAAGGACAAGCUCAUUCCGGCUACUCUUAGUGGUGAAGUGAAAGCCACCUUUGGGCUAACCGAGAUCCAUCAUGGAUCAGACGCCACACAUAUGGAUACGGUAGCUAGACGAAUCACCCUACCUACUGGCGAGCCUGGGUACGAGAUCGACGGCAAUAAGAAGUGGCAGACGGGGAUGCACCACGCCAGCCACCUCAUUGUGUUUGCCCGGACGUCGGGUAAGGCAGGCGACGCGAAGGGGAUUACCGCUUUUCUUGUGCCGCGCCAUACCCCCGGCGUGGAAGUAGCUUCGUAUGAGUGGACUCUCAAUAUGCCCACAGACCAUGCGACAGUGAUCCUCGAUAAUGUCCGCGUGCCAGCAUCUGCUAUACUUGGCCCUGUCGACAACGGUCUUGCGAUAGCGCAGUCCUUCACCCAUGAAAACAGGAUCCGCCAGGCUGCGUCGAGCUGUGGCGCAGCAAGAUACUGCAUCGAUCGUAGCGUCGAAUAUGCAAAUAGGCGUCAAGUCUUUGGGAAGCCUUUAUCAAGGAACCAGGCCAUCCAGUGGCCGCUUGUGGAGCUGUCCACGCAGGCUGAAAUGCUGAGGCUCCUGAUACUACGGACGGCGGUGGAAAUGGACAAGGUGGAUUCAGAAGCCAGGGCUGUAGGCAUUUCUCCUUGGGUCGCCAUCGAGAAACGGCUGGGACACAAGAUUGGAAUGUGCAACUACUAUGCUGCUCGUCUAGCUUGCCAGGCAGCCGAUCGGGCCAUGCAGAUCCACGGCGGCAACGGGUACUCUCGACAUUACCCUUUUGAGCAUAUGUGGCGCCAUUUCAGGCGAUACCGAAUCACUGAAGGCAGCGAAGAGGUCCAAAUUCGCAAGGUAGCGGCGUAUCUAUUCGGGUACAAAACAACUGGGGAGGAGGUGCAAGUGAAGCAGAAUGAUGCUAAGCUAUGA